CUUAUUUACGUCACAAUAAAGAACGGAAGCUUACUCAGUACCAUAUCAUCCAAUACGGUUUCAAUGCAAGAUUUCUACCAGAGAGCAACACUAGAGUAUGAUGGAGUAUUUGGGCACUAUGUUUACCCGAAAAGCGCUAUAGCUCGAGCGCCCAAAGAUGGCCGAAGGCUUGGUCCACUUCCUCAUUCGAACCUCCAAACAUCUGCGUGUCAGUUUUGGAUUCUAUGGGCGGUGGUGCAUGUGGCCUAAACAGCCUGUGCACGCUUCAAGAUCAAGGACCGACUUGCCACUGCCCAAAUGGUUACUCCUUUAUUGAUCCAAAGGAUGAGCGCAGAGGAUGCAAGCAAAACUUUGCCUCACAGAGUUGUGGUGAAGCGUCAAAGGAGGAAACAGAUCUUUUCGAUUUCCAAGAGCUGCAAAACACAGAUUAUCCAGGUGGAAAUUACGCGCAGUUUCUGGGGGUAACUGAGGAUUGGUGCAAACAGAAUUGCCUGGAUGAUUGUUUUUGUGCCGGGGUAUUUUUCAGAACCGGAAAGUGUGUUAAGAAGAGAGUCCCUUUGUCAAAUGGGAGGACUGAUCCCUGUUUUACUGGAAAAACUCUGAUAAAAUUUGGGAAACAAAAUUCGACUGUGAAAUCAGGUGGAGGUUCCAACACAGAAAAGAAAGACAAUAAAACUUCGAUCCUUUUCGGACCAGUCAUCCUGAGUGGCUCUGCGGUUCUAAACUUCCUCCUACCAUUGAUAACCUAUUUGGUUGUUUCGCGAGCCUAUUCGAGAAAAGUGAAGGUGAUUCAACCUUAUCCAGUCAUCUCUGGUAUGAAUUUGAAGCAUUUCACUUAUGAGGAGCUAAACAAUGCUACAAACCAAUUCGAGGAAGAACUAGGACGUGGUGCUUCAGCAAUAGUCUUCAAAGGAGUUCUAGCCUCUGAUAAUGGGAAGAGCGUUGCUGUCAAAAGCUUAGACGCUAGGGUCAGGGAAAAUGAUUUGGAAUUUAAAGCGGAAGUGAGUGCUAUUGGCCGAACAAACCACAGAAAUUUAGUCCAGCUAAUUGGAUUUUGUUACGAGGGAGAGCACCGAAUUCUGGUGUACGAGUUUAUGAGCAACGGAUCUUUAGCGAGCUUCCUCUUUGGAGAGUCGAUGCCAAACUGGUAUCAAAGGAGGAAAAUCGCCUUGGAAAUUGCAAGAGGGCUGUUUUAUUUGCACGAGGAGUGUAGCAGCCAAAUCGUGCAUUGUGACAUCAAGCCUCAAAACAUUCUUCUUGAUGACUCUUUCACUGCAACAAUUUCUGACUUCGGUUUAGCAAAGCUUUUGAGAAUCGACCAGACUCUAACCAUGACGGGAAUCAGGGGAACAAAAGGUUAUGUGGCCCCUGAAUGGUGGAAAAGGUUGCCUAUCACAGCCAAGGUUGAUAUUUAUAGCUACGGAAUUUUGUUGUUAGAGAUUAUUUUCUGUAAGAAGCAUUUCGAGGCAGCAGCAGAGGAUGAAGAUCCAAUGAUACUAGCUGAUUGGGCGUACGAUUGCUAUAAGCAGAAUGAGCUGCACCAGCUAUUGAAGAAUGAUGAUGAGGCAAUGCACGACAUGAAGGAGAUGGAGAAGUAUGUGAUGAUUGCAAUAUGGUGCAUUCAGGAGGAUCCGUUGCUCAGACCUACCAUGAAGAAAGUCACAUUGAUGCUCGAAGGAACUGUCGAAGUCUCAGCUCCUCCCGAUCCAUCUUCUUUCAUAAGUUCAAUACUUUAAGUGCUUCCAAUUAUCCAUUUCUUAUGUUUAUCAAAAGUUUUAGUU
This is a messenger RNA of Malus domestica (apple), 1781 nucleotides long. RefSeq names its product G-type lectin S-receptor-like serine/threonine-protein kinase LECRK3. Lineage: Eukaryota; Viridiplantae; Streptophyta; Magnoliopsida; Rosales; Rosaceae. The record is from RefSeq and is a predicted model, not a curated record. Gene Ontology annotation, biological process: protein phosphorylation. Gene Ontology annotation, molecular function: protein kinase activity; ATP binding.